GCCCAUGAUGGAAACGGCUGUUAAACAAUUCUGUCGAAUAUUGACUAAUUCUGCAAUCCUCAGAACAAAAUGUAGCCCAAUAAGACCUAAAAGGGAGUUUUCAACCAUCGCUGAAUAUGAAUCAAACAGCAAAAAUGAGGAAACUCAAAAGGAAACAUCUAAACAUGGUUUGAAAAUUAAAAAUUAUGGCAAUAAGCUUGCUGACGGCCCUUCGCUUCAUUAUUUUAUUACUAAAAGUACCACGAACUUUGAAGUCGACCAGUCUGUAGGUCCAUCCGAAAAUGAAGACAUUGUGCCGUAUUUUUCACCAGAAAUUCUCAGUGGAAAAGGAAGAAAGGUGUGUAUAGAAACUCAUGGAUGUCAGAUGAAUUUUAGUGAUACAGAGGUUGCUUGGAGUAUUCUCAAGGAAAAAGGAUUUGAACGUACAGAUUGCCUACCAGAAGCAGAUGUCCUGUUAGUUGUCACCUGUGCGAUAAGAGAGGGGGCUGAGCAGAAGAUUAGGAAACGGUUGGCCUAUUACUCUGGUUUAAAGAAAAGAAGGCAAAAACUUAACCCCAAAGUUCCUGUGAAGAUAGGCAUUUUGGGCUGCAUGGCAGAACGUUUGAAAACUAAACUUUUAGAACAAGAGGAUGUAGACAUCAUCUGUGGUCCUGAUUCAUACAGAGAUCUACCAAGGAUGCUGGCCUCCUCACAGGCUGGCCAUUCAGCAGUCAAUGUUCAGCUGUCAAUGGAAGAAACCUAUGCAGAUAUUAUGCCUGUCAGAUUGAAUGAAAAUUCUAAAUCUGCCUUUGUGUCAAUAAUGCGAGGCUGUGACAACAUGUGUAGCUACUGUAUUGUACCAUUUACCAGAGGCAGGGAGAGGAGUCGGCCUAUUGAGUCCAUUAUCAAUGAAAUAAAAACUUUGUCUGAUCAGGGUGUAAAAGAAGUCAUGCUACUUGGUCAGAAUGUGAACAGUUACAGAGACCUUUCUGAAUCUCAGCAUUUUGGGGGUAUUGGUGGUGACAGGCCCACAGUGAUGAGUGAGGGGUUUGAGACGGUCUACAGGCCCAAACAUGGUGGCAAGAGGUUCAGUGACCUGCUGGACAGGGCUUCUCUGGUGGAUCCUGACAUGAGAAUACGGUUUACGUCACCACAUCCUAAGGACUUCCCAGAUGAAGUACUCUAUCUGAUACAAGACAGGCCUAAUAUAUGUAAGCAGAUACAUUUGCCUGCACAGAGCGGGAACUCUGAUGUGUUAGCUGCCAUGAGGAGAGGCUACACACGUGAGGCAUAUAUACAACUGUUACACCACAUUCAGGAAGUCUUACCAGGUGUCUCACUGACCAGUGAUUUCAUAGCUGGUUUUUGUGGAGAGACUGAAGAAGCCCAUGAAGAUACUUUGUCACUCCUCAGGCUGGCCAAGUAUGACUUUGUGUGGGCAUUCCCAUACAGUAUGAGACAGAAAACCAAGGCAUUCCAUUGGUUACAAGAUGAUGUUCCACAAAUAGUAAAGCAAAGGAGAAUGGAAGAAAUUUUAGAUACAGCAAGAAAAGAGAUGGGAAUGAAGAGAAAAAGUGAAAUUGGGAAGUUGCAAUUGGUCCUUAUUGAUGGGGACAGCAAAAAGUCGUCUGCUGACCUGGUUGGUAGAAAUGAUGGAGGUAUUAAGGUUGUUUUUCCCCAGUGCUCUUUACCUGGGAACAGUGACCAAGAUGCAGCUAGUUCAAGUCCCUUGAAACCUGGUGAUUAUGUUAUUGUGAAGGUUACAAGUGCAGAAGGUCAGACAAUGAGAGGUGUUCCUGUAGCUCGCAACUCUCUACGUGAAUUCACCACAGCAGAGUGACAUACACACUGAUACACGGACAAGGAGUCGGGAGUUUAGACCGUUGACUUCAGUUUGAGAGCCAAACCUCUGAAAACAGACAGUAUUCAAGAAACUAAAGAAAAUGAUAAAGGGCCUGGACUUAUUAUCACAAAGUCUGAUAUUUAAUCAGAAACAAAGUUGCACAUUUUACUAAUUAGAAUAUUUGAAUUAUCACCCCUCCCCCCUUCAUAAAAUCCACACUUGGCACAUUUGUAACAUUGAAAUUCAGUACAUUCAGAGCAAUACAACGUACAUUAUAUUAUGCCCUAAACAUUAAAAUAGAUCAAAGAAAUCCACUUUUAAGUUUUCUCUCUAAAGUUGAGUGUUAUUGACAUAAAUCUAUCUGUAAUGAUUGCAUGGAUGCCAAAUGUCAUCUGAGUCAAAGAUGGCUACUUUUGUGUGUGCUAUUUUUAUAUUGAUUGAUAAUUGGCGUGCAGAUGCACUGGUCCUUAGUAUCAUAGAAUUGCCAAGUCAGAUCUCCCAUUUUCUACUUGUAGUACACAAGCACUUGCUGUGAUCUCUUGAUAAAAUAAAAAAACAACAACGCAACUUUAUGACCUAACUCCACUGGGAGAAAUAGCACUUACCAAGUGCUAAUGCAAAAUCUAUUUCUGAUGGUUAUAAGAUGUAUCACUAAGUAUUGGUAAGAAAAUAAAAGCUACUUUGAGUCUCCAGGGUUGAUCGUGCGCUCUGGCCACACCGGCAUCAGGCCUUAUGUCGGAGUACAAGAGGAUUGGGAUUGUUGUCGAAA
This is a messenger RNA of Lingula anatina, 2591 nucleotides long. Its product is annotated as mitochondrial tRNA methylthiotransferase CDK5RAP1. Gene Ontology annotation, molecular function: 4 iron, 4 sulfur cluster binding; tRNA-2-methylthio-N(6)-dimethylallyladenosine(37) synthase activity. NCBI's taxonomy places the organism in Eukaryota, Metazoa, Brachiopoda, Lingulata, Lingulida, Lingulidae. Gene Ontology annotation, biological process: negative regulation of cyclin-dependent protein serine/threonine kinase activity; tRNA modification. The record is from RefSeq and is a predicted model, not a curated record. Gene Ontology annotation, cellular component: mitochondrion; cytosol.